This is a messenger RNA of Pangasianodon hypophthalmus (striped catfish), 975 nucleotides long. RefSeq lists its product as uncharacterized. NCBI's taxonomy places the organism in Eukaryota, Metazoa, Chordata, Actinopteri, Siluriformes, Pangasiidae. Bases 1 to 942 code for a protein of 313 amino acids. The record is from RefSeq and is a predicted model, not a curated record. The transcript is spliced from 5 exons.
AUGUUCGCCUAUGUGCGGUAUUCGGACGGGCACAAACACAUCGUUUCCACAGAAGACAUUAAAAAUUUUGACCCUAAAAAUUAUCAGCAGGACAUUUUGUAUCUUGUUCGCUGGGAAAACUCAUAUUAUAAAGCUCAGAGACCCGUGAAGAUGGAAGAGGAAUUAGCCAGCCCCUCCAAACAGAUACGAAUAGCAAAAAUCCUUAGUCAGGAUGAUGACAAGGACGAAACAGCAACUGCAAAAGAAAAAGGAGCACUGAACCAUCGGUCUCUAACAUUCAAACAUAACAGAAUUCAACCUUUGCAGGAGCCUGGAUUGGCCAUUCAUUACCAUUUUGUACAAGGUCUUUGUUACAUUUCUGUUGAUAAUAAUGAUGAUGCUUUACGGAAAACCCUAAAGACAGUUGAGGCAUCUGAAAAAAGAAAAAGCCUUUUGCAAAUCGUUGAAGAGAGAAAGUCAAAGAAGAGAAAGGCCCCACUAUUACAGACAGACCCAAAGAAAAGGAAAGAGGAGUUUUCUGACAGUGAAGAUGGUGAUGACGGAGCAGUUCAAAAAAUAUAUGAGAACUUACAAAUAAAAUACUGCUCCAUAAAGAAACAAAAACAAGACUUACAAGAAGAGCUGUCAGAGUGCAAACAAAAAUGUGCUGAAUUAGAAAAGGAAAAGGAGGAGCUUGUUGCAGAGCUGGCUACAUACAGAAGUCUCAACGUUACACUGCAGCAGAAUAUAAAUGAAGUGCUGCAAAGAGCCUUCUUAAAAACAAGUCCAUCUUUUCUUAAAGACAAUGGAACCUCCACACCUGAUGAGAUCACACCUGAUAAAUGUACAUGUGAGGAGAGAACACCUGAUGAGCUGCUUAAUACUAGUUCAGAGGGCAACAACCCACCUCUGAAUCAAGAAUCAAAAAGCCUUUAUGAAGGGACGGAUGGCAAGGUACAUUAGUUUAAUUGUCACACCUUUUUUACACCACUUCUU